Messenger RNA from Salvia splendens (bonfire salvia), 621 nucleotides. RefSeq lists its product as uncharacterized. The coding region runs from base 1 to 621 and encodes 206 amino acids. The transcript has a single exon. The record is from RefSeq and is a predicted model, not a curated record. Lineage: Eukaryota; Viridiplantae; Streptophyta; Magnoliopsida; Lamiales; Lamiaceae.
AUGAAUCGAUUUAACAACAACGGUAAGGCGGUAUGGGGAUCGUCACGGCCCAACUCAUACCCUAAUGGUGCGCCGCGCCGUCAACAACCGGUUGAUCGUCGCAAUUUUGGCAGUUCUCACAGAUCACAAUUGGAUGAUGAGGAAUUGGAGGGCCGCCACUUGGAGGAAAUUCAACAAGACGAUUCCGUCAGUGGCAAAUUGGAUAGGGUAUUGGAUCGCCUCGACAAGUUCGACGCGUGGAAAGACGAGACCGAUCGCCGAGUUGGUUAUGGGGAUCCGAUUAUUUCGCGUGAAACAGAGCCGCCAUCGGGUUUCGACGACGGAGAUGAUUUGGGGGAUGACGGAUUCAGACGUGGGAGAUACGGUGACAUGGGUUUUAAUUCACGGCAAUCGGGGGGAGGUUUUCGGGACGGCAUGCAGAUGGGUCGGGGACGCCGCGGAGGCAGGGGCCGCCCGGGAUCGUGCUGGGACCCACCAGGGAAUAUGCAGACCCGUACUCGUGGAGUAGGGUUUGAUCAGUCGCAGGAUAGACCGACCACGUGUUGGGAUCCUCCUCAACGUUUCCAACCCCACAUGUCGGGUUAUGACCAACCGGAUAUCCAGAGUCCAAUAUUACUUUAA